Messenger RNA from Engraulis encrasicolus (European anchovy), 1666 nucleotides. It is a transcript of the gene rabl3, whose product is annotated as RAB, member of RAS oncogene family-like 3. Gene Ontology annotation, molecular function: GTPase activity. The transcript is spliced from 8 exons. Gene Ontology annotation, biological process: intracellular protein transport. NCBI's taxonomy places the organism in Eukaryota, Metazoa, Chordata, Actinopteri, Clupeiformes, Engraulidae. The record is from RefSeq and is a predicted model, not a curated record. Bases 71 to 772 code for a protein of 233 amino acids. Gene Ontology annotation, cellular component: endomembrane system.
AUUGACAUUUUCAGCCAAUGGAAAUGUGUAGUACUUGAGCUGGGACUUCCGUGAUGUUGUUGUCAGAAAGAUGGCAUCCCUGGACAGAGUGAAGGUGCUGGUGUUAGGCGACUCUGGUGUUGGUAAAUCGUCCCUAGUACACUUACUAUGCCAAAACCAGGUUCUGGGAAACCCGUCGUGGACUGUCGGCUGCUCUGUCGACGUAAGGGUCCACGACUACAGAGAAGGCACGCCAGAAGAGAAGACCUACUAUAUUGAGCUGUGGGAUGUCGGAGGAUCUGUAGGCAACGCCAGCAGUAUCAAGAGCACCAGGGCUGUCUUCUAUAACUCAGUUAAUGGUAUCGUCUUGGUCCAUGAUCUGACCAAUAAGAAGUCAUCUCAGAAUCUGUACCGCUGGUCAUUGGAGGCCCUCAACAAAGACUCCUCCCCCACAGGCGUCAUCGUGUCUAACGGUGAUUACGACCGUGAGCAGUUUGCCGAUAACCCGGUUCCCCUGCUGUUGAUCGGCACCAAAUACGACCAGAUCCCGGAGACCAAGCGCAGCGAGGUGCUCACACGCACCGCCUUCCUAUCAGAGGACUUCAACGCUGAGGAGAUCAACCUGGAUUGUACCAACCCCCGCUACCUGGCAGCCGGCUCUUCCAAUGCUGUCAAGCUGAGCCGCUUCUUCGAUAAGGUGAUAGAAAAGAGGUAUUUCACUAAGGACCCAAAUCAACUGGCCGGCUUCACAGACCGCAAGCGCUUCAACUUCAAGAGUCUACACUAUGACUGAACCAGACAGAUAUCAAGAACACAUACACACACACACAGACACAGACAGACACACACACACACACAGACACAAACAGACACACAGUCACAGUCACACCCCCUGUACAGACACAUCACCUCUGAUGACUAUUAAAACGUGCGGUCUUAAGGAAUAGAUAAACACUGAGUGCGUAUACAUGCAGUUCAGUAUCCCGAAUAUGAUCGGGAUAUUAAGUAUCCCGAAUUUGCGUUUGAGCAUAUAAACACAUCAGUAUCCCGAAUAAGCCCUUAUUCGGGAUACUAAGAAAUCGGGAUAUGCUAGGUGGAGUAUUCAGAAGCCGGGAUACUGCCGCAUGUAAACACCUUAUCCCAGAUACAAGGGCUUCCCAUAGAACGCUGUCGCUGGUAUCCAGGCUACACGCAUUUGAAGAGAAUUCUACAAUGGCCAAGAAUGUUGACUGGGAUAUACGUUCUGUGCUCAUAUAAACACCUUAUCCCGAAUAUGAUCAUAACCGGGAUAUGCCUCAUAUUCGGGAUACUGAACAGCAUGUAUACGCACUCACUCACUCUCACUGAGAGUAUUUAUCAAUCUAUUCCUUCUCACACACACAUCUAUACCGUCACACAUUGCCAUGUUUUACACACACACACAUACUGUGACUAAAAAUGUUUGAUUUUUUUACCUGGUGCAGUUGACAGUUGGAGUCUGUAUUGAAGCACUAUGAUUUCCAUUGCCAGUUUACAAUAGUUUGCAAUGAAAGGUCUGACUAAAGGUGGUUCGUAAUGAGACAUCUGACCAAUAGUGGGGUGAAAUAUCCUGUUUGCUAUAUUAGCAGGCAGAUUAUGAAUAUUAUGUGUGUGUGUUUGUGCUGAUGUCUACCAGGAACAGAGUAAAGACAUGCUGCUGUACUACAGA